AUGAAUAUCAAUAGGAAACUCGACCGGGUUAAGCAAUGGGCGGGGGAGAAGAUGGGCGCGGAGGCCAAGACCAAUGUAUCCGAGGAAUUCAAGGCUCUGGAGUUGGAGAUGGCUCUCAGGCAUGAUGGGAUGGAGAAGCUGCAGAAGUCCAUGACCGUCUACGUCAAAUCCCUCUCAAGACGAAAUGAUACGGAAGAUAAGGAGAAGACACUGCCGGUGGCAUACUUGGGGCAGACGAUGAUGCAUCACGGCGAAGACUUUGAACCCGACUCAGAUUUUGGAAACUGCCUGAUCGGCAUGGGUAGAGCGAACGACAGAAUCGCAAGAUUCCAGGAGGCGUACGUUGCAAAUGCUACAUCGGGAUGGCUUGAAUCAGUGGAGCGAUCCUUGGUAAUGAUGAAGGAAUAUCAGGCUGCACGAAAGAAGCUUGAAAACCGGCGGCUUGCCUACGAUGCCUCCCUGACCAAGAUGCAAAAGAAUAAGAAGGAAGACUUCAGAACCGAAGAGGAACUGCGGUCCCAGAAAGCCAAAUACGAAGAAUCCAACGAGGAUGUACUAAGACGAAUGGAAGACAUCAAGGAAGCGGAAGCGGAUAGUGUGGCUGACCUUCACGCAUUCUUGGAGGCCGAGCUGGAAUACUAUGAUAGAUGCCGUGAAGAGCUCCUACGGUUGAAGAGAGAUUGGCCAGCUCGAAAUGUCCCUGUCCAACGUGAAAGACGACCGACCGGUCGAUCUCGCUCAAACACGGCUCGCUCAUUCGGUGGUGAGAGGUACAACAUCUACGAGGAACCUCCAAUGCCAGUACCAGAUCCAGAGCCGGUCAGACAAUAUAUCCGCUCUCAAACCCGAGUCCCAGCCCCAUCCCGCUUGGAAACUCCUAUUGACACUCGCACCCGUGAUGAAUAUUCCUCAUCUCCAUCAAGACCCAAUAUCGGUCGCGCCACCACCUUCCAAGGUCCCACCACGAUCUAUCGUGAGUCGCCUACCUCAAACCGUCAAAACUCUAUCCCGAAUGAACUGGCUCUUCGAGGUCAGCUCCGGCAAACCAACCGAAUCAACACUGGGACAGAUUUGUUCGGCGAUCCAUCCGAUGAGUCUACUAUCAACAGCGCCAGCCCAGACCGUUCUUAUGGAGCUAGGAGUGUGAGCCCUGCUACUAGCCAUGAAAGUUCUGAAAACCGAACGGCGACUGGCAAGAAGGCCCCACCACCUCCACCGCCGAGCCGAGCAAAGAAGCCCCCGCCACCACCCCCGAUGAAACGUGCGGACAUCAGCUCGAGCGGUAUAAAUCGGUCCUAA
Molecule: messenger RNA, 1299 nt
Organism: Amorphotheca resinae ATCC 22711
Lineage: Eukaryota; Fungi; Ascomycota; Leotiomycetes; Helotiales; Amorphothecaceae
Exons: 5
Coding region: 1-1299 (432 amino acids)
Cellular component (GO): cytoplasm
Molecular function (GO): protein binding
Source: RefSeq, a predicted model, not a curated record